AUGAUGAAUCAAGUCAUCGUGUCUGACUUGAACCGAACGCCCAUUGUCCAGAUCAUCACUUGGUUCACCCUUGCAACUAGUCUCCUCGCCUUCUUUACACACGCUGCAAUAAAGUUCUACGUCUUUAGGUCGUUGACUACCGAGUCAUGGUUCGUACUUGUAUCCUUGAGUGAAUAUUCCGCAAUGAUCCUGCUCAUCGUGUCCCUUGGCUUCUCCAAGCUUGCCGUCGUGGCAUUUGUCCACCACCUGACCCCCUCAACCUUUCACCGCAAAAUAAAUUUCGGUAUCCUAGCCAUUUCGACCUGGUGGAACGCUGUGUCAAUAUGCAACAUUGUCACGGAACUCGCAAUUGUAGCGAUAGAACUCGGCAUAACGGCGCAACUUCACGUCAAACGACAACGCAAAGUAACGGUCAUGACCUUGUUCUCAUGCAGAUUGCUAGUACUUGUCGCGGCUGCCAUCCAGCUCGGAUUCUUCAACCAAGAAACCCAAGACGUUGCACUGAGAGAAGAUCUCACACUCGGCUACUGGCGAUCCUCCAUCUGCAACCAGAUAACGACUUGCGUCGGCGGGGAGAACACACAACCAAGGAAGAUAGCAAAGGAUACCAAUUGA
This is a messenger RNA of Pyrenophora tritici-repentis Pt-1C-BFP, 615 nucleotides long. Lineage: Eukaryota; Fungi; Ascomycota; Dothideomycetes; Pleosporales; Pleosporaceae. The record is from RefSeq and is a predicted model, not a curated record.